Rhincodon typus (whale shark) is the source of this 471-nucleotide messenger RNA. RefSeq names its product espin-like. NCBI's taxonomy places the organism in Eukaryota, Metazoa, Chordata, Chondrichthyes, Orectolobiformes, Rhincodontidae. Gene Ontology annotation, molecular function: actin filament binding. Bases 166 to 471 code for a protein of 101 amino acids. Gene Ontology annotation, cellular component: cytoplasm. The transcript is spliced from 2 exons. Gene Ontology annotation, biological process: actin filament bundle assembly. The record is from RefSeq and is a predicted model, not a curated record.
CUCUCUUAUGGAUUAUUCAAAUCUCUUGUCAUUAAAUAUUCAGGAUGGUUCAGCCCAGUGGGAUUUACAAAAGGAGCAGACGCAAGUGUAAAAUGGCCACGCCAAAGAAAGUGAAAGAGGUCAAGACAAUCUGGGAAUUAGUGAUUUGAGGAAGAAAACCUCAAAAUGGUUUUGGAUCGCUCGCUGGUUGCAGCAAAGAACGGGGACCUGCUAACGCUGCAGGAUUUACAGAAACAGGGCUUGAUCCAGCAGAAGAUAACCGACCAUCUCGGAGCGUCUCCAGUCCAUCACGCCGCUCGCUCCGGCAAACUAAGCGCCCUGAAAUUCCUGGUGGAAGAGGCGAAACUACCCGGGAAUAAGCGAGCCAAGAAUGGGGCUACUCCGGCGCACGAUGCAGCGGCCACCGGGCAUUCGGUCUGUUUGCAGUGGCUGCUCACUUCAGGGGGCUGCCACAUCCAGUCACCAUCUUAA